AUGAAAAACUGUGUUUGAGACAUUCAGAUGAAAUGAAUGAGAGUUCACAACAAUGAACUGCAAGAGAAGGCAACUAGAAAUCAUAUGACAGAUGGUAAUGUGCAGGAGAUGGUCAAGUUCAGCAUCCACCCACAUGAGCAGAAUAUUUUCACAUGAGUAUGGUAUAAUAUUUUACAUUGCCCAUAGAUAAUCAUCAUACCUCUUUAAAAAAUGUUGUCUUAAAGCCUAAAAUCAAAACCUAUUUAAAUACUAUUUCCAGCUUUAUUUACACAUUUUACACAACAUUCAACUAACAAAAAAAGCAACAGCAGGAUAGAAAAGGGAUCCGUCCCCUUCUACUACUUUGUAGAGCCACAUUUUGCUUUGAUUGCAGCCAUCAGUGUCGUUGAAUAUGUCAGCUUUGCACACUUAGAUUGGGGAAUAUUUGUACAUUUGUCCUUGCAGAAUAGUCAUAUUUUGUGGGGAGUGAUGAUUGACUGCUCUCUUCAAGUUCAUCCACAGACUUUUAAAAUCAAAUUAAGGUCAGGCCUCCGAAUUGGCCAUUGGCUACUCAAAGAUAUUGACCAUGCUAUCCUAAGGCCACUGCAUGUUGUUUUAUUUCUUUCUGCGGUGUGUUUAAGGCCGUUGCCAUGCUGGAAGGUGAACCCACCCCCCCGCUCAUCUUCAGCUGUCUAGCCGGGUGUCGCUAGCUGGACUUUGGCAGACCAAGUCGUAAAUACAGACCCUUUAGGCUGACUCUUGUGCCAACCUCUGUGGGAACAUCAGUGGGUGCAGGGUACUUGACAGAGCCAGAGCCAGGGAGUUAAUACCACUCAGUGAUGUUGGAGGUGUGACACAGUCCCAGCCCUCUGCACAUUGAUUCACACAGGAUUAAGCCACUGCAUGAUGCUUCGGGCGUGAGGCCUGGCACAGCUGAUUUACUGUCCCUGUCAGACUUAACAUCUUUGGAGGCCUCCUCUGCCCUGCUUCUGUCUUCUGUGGAAGGACUUGAAAAAAAAACAUCUGCCACUGCACCAACCGGAUCACCCAAAGGGAUGACUGGCAGUCAGCUGGCUCAGGAGUAAGAGAGGAAGCAAUGGGCUGGACUAUGACUCUAAAAGAUGACUUUGGGGUCAUUGCCUGGACGCGGCAAGCUGGGAACUACCUCGGCCUCUUCCUCCUCUUGUCUCUUCUUUCCUUUUCAGUCCAGUCGGAUAUUGUGUUUCCAAAGGACCAUCAUUUCUCUUGGAAAGCAGGCCAGUGGGGUCAGUGUGUCGGGGAGGAGUGUGGUUCUGGCGGGCUUCAGACAAGGACAAUAUGGUGUGUCCACAUGGAGGGCUGGACUACCCACCAUUCUCACUGUCAGCACGUGGACAAGCCAGAAAGCCAGCGGCACUGCUUCAAGGUCUGCGACUGGCACCAGAACCUCUUUAUCUGGGAGGUAUCAGACUGGGGGGGCUGCGUUCUUGUCUCGUUCUUUUCCAACGAGCACAAGCCGAGGACGGCUGAGUGCAUCACAGCACAGCAUGGCAUCCAGAGGCGCAAGGUCCAUUGUGUGCGUACUUCAAACCGUACCACAGUCACCUUGAGGAUAUGUGAGUUCUUUUCCCAGAAACCACCCGUGGAGCAGGCGUGCCUCAUCCCCUGCCCCCAGGACUGUGUGGUUUCAGACUUCACCUCCUGGUCCAGUUGCAGCAAAACAUGUAGCGCUGGCCUGCAGCAUCGGACACGACAUGUCCUGGCCACACCGAUGUACGGAGGUGCAAGCUGCCCCAACUUGACUGAGACCAGGACUUGUUCCGGCCUUGUUGACUGCCCUGCUGGGGAGAGCGAGUACCAGUACAGCCUUAAAGUAGGGGCCUGGAGCGAGUGCCGACUACCCCAUCACAAGGAUGCCCUGUUAAGUGGCAGGACCACAGUGGACUUCAGCUCCAGCUCCAAUGAGAGCAACACAGUCAUUUUGCACACACAGGCUUCUCACCACCACCACCAGCAUCGUCAUGCGCACAAGAACCCCAUGUCGUGGGAACUGGAGGUGGGAUACCAGACACGACAAGUCCGCUGCACACGAAGUGACGGCAAGAAUGCUAUGUUGAGUCUAUGUACCAAGGACGACUCCGCCCUGACCUUUCAGGCGUGUGUGAUGCCCAAAGACUGUCAGACAUCUGAUUGGUCAUCGUGGAGUCCCUGCUCUAAGACCUGCCGAUCCACCGAUCUGUCCCCUGGUUACCGCCUCAGGUCACGGAUCAUGACGCAGAUCACAGUUGGAGGGGGUCAAAGAUGUCCUGCCCUUGAGGAAAAAGAAGCUUGCAACAUCAUAGGAGAUUUACUUCUGAACUGCCCCAGGUAUGUGUGGAGGAGCACUGACUGGGGCGAAUGUCGCAUCCUCCCCCUACUGAGCCAGCAGGACCGGCGGCUGGCUAACAUCAGUAUGCUGUGUGGAAGGGGGAUCCAGAACAGGAAGACCUACUGUGUUCAAGUCCCUGAUCACUCAGCACCACAUCACAGGAAGGAGGUGUCCAGGCCUGUGAAUGCCAGGCUGUGCGCUGGUGAAGAGCCCCCCUUGGCGGUCCAGCAAUGCUCCAUCCCUUGCCAGCACCACUGCCUGCUCUCCCAGUGGUCACCCUGGGGUGCCUGCCUAUAUGACAACUGCAAAGAACCACAGGGGAAGAAAGGUUUCAGACAGAGGAGGAGAGAGGUGUUGUGGGAGUCCAGCAGUCCUCCGGAGACCUGCCCUCAUCUGGUGGAGUUCAUUCAGUGUGAGGAUCCUGCCUGCUACCUGUGGCAGGUCCAACAAGAAGAAAGAUGCAUUCCCACUAAACACUCCUGUGGUCCCGGAACGGCGGCCCAGAAUGUGACCUGUGUCAAUGCUGAAGGGAACGAUGUGCCAGUGGCCCACUGUGUACACGCCCCUCCCCCCACAGAGGUGGCCUGCGAGGUGGCCUGUCCUGCAGACUGUGUGGUCGACUCCUGGUCUCCCUGGUCACCCUGCUCACACAGCUGUGCCACCAAGACAGCAGAGGGUCGACAGAGCCGCACUCGCACUGUGCUGGCCAUGCCCGGGAAAGGAGGGAAGGAGUGUCCGGCAGCGCCAGCCCUGGAGGGGUGGAGAGUGUGUAAUGACCACCCUUGCAUGGUAUUCUACUGGGAGGCCUCCGCCUGGGGUCCCUGUAUUGAGGAUGCCUCCAUGGAUCUCAACGGAACCAGCUCCUGGAAUGGGACCUCUACAUGUGCUAUGGGUGUUCAGAUCCGCAAAGUGAGCUGCAUGAAGAUGAACCUUGGACCUGUGACAAGUAAAAGGUGUUCAGAUUCUGCUCGUCCAGAAACCGUCCGACCCUGUUUGCUCCCCUGCAAAAAAGACUGCAUUGUGACACCGUUCAGUGAAUGGACAGCCUGCCCAUCAACCUGUGUGCCAGAAAAUGCAACUGCCGCCUUGGAGUCGAGAUACAGAACCAUCAUUCAGAGGUCUGCUAAUGGAGGUCAAGAGUGCCCUGACACACUGUUUGAAGAGAGAGAGUGUGAAUCACUUCCUGUGUGUCCAGAGUAUAGUUGGAGAACAAACAAGUGGCACAGCUGUAGCUUGGUUCCGGAUUCUGUUCGACGUGGAUUGUCUGGACCAGAAGAAGCCUGUGGAAACGGUUUAGAAACAAGAGGAGUCAGUUGUGUUGGCGAGAGCGGAGAGUCGGCCAAUAUGACAGAGUGCCUGCGAUGGGCUGGCCCCUUGCCCCCUCAGAUCAGAGAGUGUCGGGUGGCUUGCAAGGAUGACUGCACUCUAACUGCUUGGUCCAAGUUUUCUGACUGCGCUGGAUGCGGCAGCUCCCGCAGUCGCAAUCGCGUGCUCACAGGUCGCAGUAAAAAGAAGGAGCAUUGCCUGAAUAAGGAGCUGUACCCGCUGGAGGAGACAGAGAUGUGUCCCUGUGAUGAGUUCUUGUCCCAGCCCUAUGGGAACUGGUCUGCAUGCAUCCUCCAUGAUCUUUCAGCUCCGGGGUCGCUGCAGGGCUGGAUGAGCCACCGGGAGGUGAAAGAGUGUGGCCAAGGUCUGCGCUACAGAGCAGUGGCCUGCAUUGACCAGCAGGGACACCUGGUCAACCCCACCCGCUGCACAGACUCAGGCUACAUGGUGGAGGUUUGCCACAUCCCUUGCCCCCUAGACUGUAAGCUCAGUGACUGGUCAGCCUGGUCAGCCUGCAGUGCAUCCUGUGGCAGUGGGUUGAAGAUCAGGUCCAAGUGGCUCAGGGAGAAAUCUUUCAAUGGAGGACGCCCAUGCCCCAAGCUGGAUUUGAAAAAUCAGGCUCAGGUAUAUGAGGCUGCGCCAUGCUACAGUGAAUGCGGCCAAUAUGAGUGGAGGAUCGAGCCCUGGUCCAUUUGUACCAUCAACACCGUGGACGACCUGCCAGCCUGCGGGGAGGGAGUCCAAAGCCGCAAGAUCAGGUGUGUGAAGCAGGGAACGACGAGUGGGGAGAACAGCACGCUGGAAGACAGUCUGUGUGAUGAGGAGGAAACGCCACCCAGAGCCCAAGUCUGCUUUCUGGCCUGCUCAGAGGACUGCGUCAUGGCACCCUGGGGACCUUGGAGCAACUGCCCUCUGCAAUGUCACAAAGGAACAGCACGUAACAGGAGCAGACACAUCCUCCGCCUCGCAGCCUCGGAAAGCUCAGCCUGUCCAGAGCUGGUCCAGUCAGAGCCCUGUAUCCUCAACAGCACCUGCUUCUCCUACCAGUACAGAGUCUCAGACUGGAGUACAUGCCAGCUGAGCGAAAAUGCCAUCUGUGGUCAGGGUUCAUGUUUUCGUCUCGUGGACUGUAUUCGCAGCGACGGCAAGAUAGUGGAGUUGCAGAAGUGCAAGCAGUUUGGUCUGAUCAACAAGUGGAGGCUGUCAGAGAGCUGCGUGGUUAACUGUCCUGUCAACUGCAUUCUCUCUGAAUGGUCGCCGUGGAAGGAAUGUUCGCACAGCUGUGGUAACCAAGGUCAGUCUGUGCACAGCCGGAGAAUCCUGCAGGAGGCUCAUGAGGAGGGUCGGCCCUGUCCCAACCAGCUCACCCAGACCAAGCCGUGUCCCAUAAGGCCUUGCUAUACAUGGCUGCUUAGUGACUGGUCCCCAUGCACUGUGGAGGGUGCAGAGUGUGGUGAGGGGCUUCGAAGGAGGAGCCUGGCAUGUGUCGUCCACAAGGGCAACUGGCCCGAUUCUCCUUCUCAGCCAGUGGACGAGGAGCUCUGUGGAGACAAACUGCGGCAGCAGAUCCAACAAGAGAUGGAGCAGCCCUGCUUCGUUCCCUGUCCAGGAGACUGCCAUUUGACUGUGUGGUCGUCUUGGAGCUCCUGCCAGCUGACCUGCGUGGAGGGGCGGAGUUUUGAGACCACUGGUCGCCAAGCUCGCUCUAGAGCUGUGAUCAUUCAGGUCAUGGAGAACCAGGGCAGCUGCCCACAUCAAGUGUUUGAGACCCAGCCUUGCAAAGGGGGGAAAUGCCACAGUUACCAGUGGAGGACGGGGGGAUGGAGCAACAAUGAGAGAGCGGUGUGGUGUCAGCGCUCAGAUGGUGUCAACGUCACAGGGGGGUGUUUCCCGCAGAAAAGGCCGACCACGGUCAGACACUGCCAUCCUCCGUGCACGAAACCCUUCUCGCACUGCACACCGAGCGGAGUGUGUGGGUGUGAGAAGGGUUACACUGAAGUAAUGACCACGCACGGCUUCUUGGACUACUGCACCAGAACCCCGGGUGUGGACAGCAACAAGAAAGCUGAUGUGAAAACCAACUCUGGAAGAUUAAAACCUGGGCCGUCUCAGGCCCAGGACCUUUUCAGCGAGUGGACCUUAAGACCUGUUGGCCCAGAUGGAAGAGUAAAGCUGUGGGUUUACGCCGUGACUGCCGUUGGAUUCAUCCUAAUACUCUUCAUUAUUGCAUUAUCAUUCCUGGUUUGCAAACCAUCCAAAUCUACGAAGACGUCUCCCCCACCGCAGAAGCCCUUGACCCUGGCCUACGAUGGUGACAUGGAUAUGUAACCAGGCGGCUAUACCUCACAUGACGCGUUCGGCCUCAGACAGACUCCAGACUACGUUCUGUUUGUUAGCGAGCACGUCCGUCACAUCAAACUGACUGUUGGCCAGUUUGAGCUGGGCGAUUAUUUGCUGUAGUGCCAACUGUAAUGCAAAAAAAAAAAAUGCAGCGGACAGAUAACGACGAUUGCACCUGAUUUGCUGCUGAGGGCAAUACGGCCCAGAUUUUUGGCUUCAGCUGACUUUCCUCCUGGAAGAAGAGGGAACCGAAGCCGAACAUGGUGCAAAUGAGACAAAAGGCCUCUAGACAUAGGUAAUAAAUGGACCUCUAGCUUCUUUUUUUAACUGCUUGCAACGUGAACACACAUUUAAAGGACUGGUUGCAACCAACAAGUUGCAACCAACGAGGACUCCUCAAAGGCGAAGACAAAGUGGAUCCACAGGUGUUUGAGUUUUUUGUGUGUGUCAGGAAUCAGAGGAGCCACCUGAUUAUUUGUCUGGUAUUUGUGUCGUGAGGGAGACAAAUCAUCUUGACUCAGCAGUCACUCGUGACGUUCAAAGACGAAACAAUGGAACAUUUGGCAUUUGACUUUGUCUCAUCACUGCUGGAUCUUUGUGAAUAGGAAAUGUCACACGCCUUUUGGAUAAACAGCCUUUUUUUUGAAUUUCUGAGAAUAAAGGAGAUGCUCUAUGCACUACGUUAGUGCUGAUUCACUUUGUUUUUUUCCUCUCAAAUGACUUUUCUAGUGUUUUAAUUGUAAUGCAAGUUGUUGCUGUCGGAUUGUGUUUUGUUGAUGAUGCCAUAUGUUGUGUAUAUGUGGCGUACAAAAGCAGGUUGCCCUUGAGUUUAACAAUACAAUAAUGCAGUAAUUUCUCCUCCCUGAUUCUCAUAAAAACUUGACCACUGAGGCCGGGGGGGGGGUCACUCUGGCUUGUUUGUAUUUCUUUAAACCAAUCACAAUUGUCUUGGAUGAAGAACAAGAUGCAGCGACGGUGCCCUUGCCGAAUAGACAGCGUAAGGGGAGGAGAAUCCCAGCUGGCAGCCAAUGGCAAGCUUUUACACAAAGUCUUCCUCUGGUUGGUCCAUUUAAGAAAACAACAGACACAGACCUUUAAUGCAAAUUGUUAAAUACCAGCAUGAUAAAGAUCAUACACACUUGUUCAUCAAAUGCAAAACAAAAAAAAGCACUGAUCACCAAAGCAGAAUAGAGAUUACGAACAAUCCACUAGAUUUAACAGCAUUUAUUACAUCCAAAUGCAAAGUAAGAUGACAGAGCAAGGUGAGAAACUAGUUUUUGAUAGCAAAGGCUUAAAACAUGAAAGACAGCAAAUACCAAAUAUUUGUGAGCACAUAUUAGUUAAGUAGAUUAUAUCGCAUUUCUGUUUCUGUAGCUCAUGCACAAAAAAGAAACAACUUUUCGUUUAUUCAGCCCUGGAAUUGUUUCAGAUUUCCACUUAUAGUACAAGACAUCUAUGUUUUUUUAGUAAAGCAUCUUAGUUGACCAUAAUUAUACAUUUAGCAUAAUUUAAACAUGCAUCCUCUAGUGCAUUAUUCAUACGACGCUGUUGAGAAUUACAUUUCUAAUACUUGCUGGUUUUGGUAUUGAACAGAGUUUACACCGUUUCUCUUUCUGCCUCAACGAACUGGACAUUUGGACUUGUGUUAUCUGACCUCCUUUUGAAUGUAUUUUACCAGUGACUCUAUAAUCUUAAUGGUUGUGCAAAUAUAGUUGCUACAUGUUGUAACAAUUGUAUUUACACAGCUGAUUGUAUGUAAGCAUGCUUGAUCCAUUUUGGCAGAAAGUGCUCCGAGUGGCCUUUGCGAAAGAUUCUGUUUUACAAGUUGCCAAACAUUUUGGAGCAUUUUCUUUUUCUAAUAUUUGGCCGACAAAGGGACAUACAGUACGCUAAAUGUGAAGUCAUUGUGAAAUCCAGUUGUGAGACAAUAUCUAGAUAACAGGAUCAACGAAUAAACUUAGUUAUCUGGGGCACAUUUCCAUUAUAAAACAAAGAACAGCCAACCUCUGACCUGAUUCUAUUGGGUUAUAUCCAAAAAAAAUCGAAACGUAUGUUCACUCAUUGUUUACAGUACCAUGCUAUUUGUGUUACUAUUGUGUGUACAUGGAGAGCUGGACAAAAGUGCAAAUAAAUUGUGGAACCAUGUGAAAAUAAAACCCUGCACUCUUUCCUCUUUGUCGCACAUUUCAGGGUUUGAGUGAAAUCUUUGUGAGAGAUGCUCUAGGCCUGCCCUGAUCUUCAUCGGCUCCUUGACUCUCAAAGUGUAAUUGCUGAUACAGGCUCCGAGGCAGAGUCCAGAAUAUAUAAGCAGCUGAUAAGAUUCCUCUCGCCCUCCAGUCAGAUUCCCACUCUGAUAGU
This is a messenger RNA of Anarrhichthys ocellatus (wolf-eel), 8350 nucleotides long. RefSeq names its product thrombospondin, type I, domain containing 7Ba (gene thsd7ba). Gene Ontology annotation, biological process: actin cytoskeleton organization. Bases 1076 to 5980 code for a protein of 1634 amino acids. The transcript has 30 exons. The record is from RefSeq and is a predicted model, not a curated record. Lineage: Eukaryota; Metazoa; Chordata; Actinopteri; Perciformes; Anarhichadidae. Gene Ontology annotation, cellular component: plasma membrane.